AUGGUAGCUGCGUGCAUAGCCAUCAGCACUGCUCUGCUAAGUGGGAUCGCUGUUUUCUAUGUGGUACGCCGUCUGGUCCAGGCCGAGGAAAGACAAAAACUUGCAUUGCUUUAUAAGAACGUCAGGAUACCGUUAUUAGGAGAUGAAGAAGAGGGUGCCGAGGAUGAGGGGCAGACCGAAUCUACCUACCUGCUUCCGGAGAAUGAGAAGGAACUUGAAGGGUUCAUUCAUUCAGGCCUGCGACGCCGCCCUGGGUGUCGGGGCCGGGACCGGGCUGGGCGCGGCCUUGUCCAGGUCUCCGCCCACCCUCCACCCCCGCCUCUCACGGCCACGCGCCGCCCACAGGCCCGGAUGGCGGCGUCCGGGCGGAAGGAGCUGCCUCAGGGCGGUGUGACCUUUGAGGACGUGGCCAUUGACUUCUCCCAGGAGGAGUGGGGGCUCCUUGAUGAGGCGCAGAGACUGCUGUAUUGUGAUGUGAUGCUGGAGACCUUUGCAGUCACAGCCUCCCUGGCCAGACCGGGACUGGGCUCUGCACUGCUCAGAGCAGUGUACUCCCUAAACAGCCCGAACUGUGCAGGGAAAGAGCGUCAGGAGACUUCCAGCCGAAUGCAGCCCCCUUUCCUGCAUCACGACUGGCUCUGCAUUCAUAACACCUCUGUGCCCAGAUUUUGCCCCUUCCUCGAGCUGACAUUUCUUCAUACUUACCUGGAAUUCUGGGACUGGAGGGAUACUCUGAUUGCUUAUGAGGGUAGACAUGACAAGAUAGUCUCAGAGAAAUCUUCCAGUCACAACCACAAGAGGGUCUUCAUUGGAGAGGGGCGGUAUGAGGGUAACAAGUGUGGGAAUGCUGUGAGCUGCAAUUACAGACUUGUUCAGCGCCAGGAGCUUCACAAUGACGAAAGGCCGUACGAGUGUGGCGAAUGUGGGAAAUCCUUUAAGUACAAAUGUUUACUGGUUUACCAUCAGAGAGUUCAUACUGGAGAAAGGCCUUAUAAGUGUGAGGAAUGUGGGAAAUCCUUUAGAGAUUCCUCAUCCUUCAUUCAACAUCGGAAAAUUCACUCGGGAGAAAAGCCGUAUGAGUGUAGCAAAUGUGGGAAAUUCUUUACCCAGGGAUCGAACCUUAAGAAACACCAGCGAAGUCACACUGGAGGAAGGCCUUAUGAGUGCAAAGAGUGUGGGAAAUUCUCUAGUUACUGCUCCUACCUAAGUAAGCACAAGAGAACUCACACAGGAACAGUGCUGUAUGAGUGUUGUAAAUGUGGGAAAUCCUUUAGUCGGGGUUCCAGCCUCCUUCACCACCAGAGAAGUCAUACUACAGCCAGUGCAUAUGAGUGUGGGGAGUGCGGGAAAUCAUUUAGGUACAAGUGUCUCCUCAUCUACCACCAGAGGAUUCACACUGGAGAAAGGCCUUAUCAGUGUGCAGAAUGUGAGAAGGCAUUUCGCAGCCGCUCGGUUCUCACUCAGCAUUGGAGGGUUCACACUGGAGAGAAGCCUUAUCAGUGUGCGGCCUGUGAGAAAUCAUUUCGGAGUCGCUCCGUCCUCACUCAGCAUUGGAGGGUUCACACUGGAGUCAGGCCUUAG
Messenger RNA from Chrysochloris asiatica (Cape golden mole), 1581 nucleotides. Its product is annotated as zinc finger protein 548-like. Gene Ontology annotation, biological process: negative regulation of transcription by RNA polymerase II. The transcript has 7 exons. The record is from RefSeq and is a predicted model, not a curated record. The coding region runs from base 1 to 1581 and encodes 526 amino acids. Lineage: Eukaryota; Metazoa; Chordata; Mammalia; Afrosoricida; Chrysochloridae. Gene Ontology annotation, molecular function: DNA-binding transcription repressor activity, RNA polymerase II-specific.